AAAUGGCGUCUUGUGCCGUAGAGUCCAGCAUGGAGCUGAGCGCAGAACUGAUAGGCAGGGAUGGGUCUAGUCGCCCGUUCCGGGUAACCUGUGAGGGGACAUUGCGAGGAGUUCUGGGAGGCCUGGAGCGGCUGCAGGGGGAGGUGUCGGCGGAGCUGAGCCGGCUGGUGGAGCGGGAGAAGGCGGCGGGAGGUGCCCGGGGGCCAGACAAUGUCGACAAGGAGGAGGAUGAUGAUGAGGAGGAGGAGGAGGAGGAUGACGACGACGACGACAGCAGCUCAAAGAACGGAAGCUUGUCCAGCAGCCCCCUUGCAAAGAGGACAAAGACUUUGCAGAGAUAGUUCUGUUUGCUGCAAUGGACUCUGUGGGGAGGGGAGUACAGCCGCAGGACACCCCAAGAGACCCCCGGUUCUGAUAACAGUUGGGCACUGUAAUGGUGAAACCUGACAGCGCUCGGCUCUGCUUCUACUGAGGAGACGUUUCGUGGCAGCUGAUACUUUCCAUGUACAGUUCAUACAGGAGGCAACAUAAGUAAAAGUUACUGCUGGACCCGA
This is a messenger RNA of Bufo gargarizans (Asiatic toad), 554 nucleotides long. Its product is annotated as mRNA 3'-end-processing protein RNA14-like. The record is from RefSeq and is a predicted model, not a curated record. The transcript is spliced from 2 exons. Gene Ontology annotation, cellular component: EKC/KEOPS complex. Lineage: Eukaryota; Metazoa; Chordata; Amphibia; Anura; Bufonidae. The coding region runs from base 3 to 341 and encodes 112 amino acids.